AUGUCAACAAGACUAGAAAGAUUAGCCAAUAAAGAAGCGAACGAGAAGCAUGCUAAGAUAUUAACUGAACUGCUUCAAAAGGCUCACAAUAAACAUUGCGCUGACUGUAGAAGAAAAGAUCCUCGAUGGGCUUCUUGGAACUUGGGCAUCUUUAUUUGCAUACGAUGUUCAGGCAUUCAUAGGUCUUUAGGGACACAUAUUAGUAAAGUAAAGUCGGUUGAUUUAGAUACUUGGGCUCCUGAUCAGAUUGAAAGUAUGGUUCAUUGGGGAAAUCAACGCGCGAACGCUUAUUGGGAAGCAAACCUUGGAGACAGGCGACCUGAGGACCAAUUAAUGGAUAAAUGGAUAAGGGCAAAGUAUGAACAAAAGAAGUGGGUAGAAAGCAAUCAAGUGCCUGAUCCUUCAGUCAUUAAAGUGAAUGACACAGUAAGAUGUCAAGAAUAA
Messenger RNA from Rhizopus microsporus ATCC 52813, 444 nucleotides. RefSeq names its product ArfGap-domain-containing protein. Gene Ontology annotation, biological process: intra-Golgi vesicle-mediated transport; endoplasmic reticulum to Golgi vesicle-mediated transport; endocytosis. The record is from RefSeq and is a predicted model, not a curated record. Gene Ontology annotation, molecular function: GTPase activator activity. Lineage: Eukaryota; Fungi; Mucoromycota; Mucoromycetes; Mucorales; Rhizopodaceae. Gene Ontology annotation, cellular component: Golgi apparatus. The transcript is spliced from 4 exons. Bases 1 to 444 code for a protein of 147 amino acids.